UCAAACUAAAAAGAAAGAAACACUGAUAUCAAAAUCUUAACAAUGGCAGAACAACCAGAGACGGUGUCGUCGAGCGUGAAUCAAUCUUCUAACACACAAAAUUCUCCCGAAUAUAAACUUAAGCAAUCAUGGGUGCCGUCGGCAUUCUCUGGUUUUCCAGCUUAUCCAGAUAGUGGUUUUCAGAUGUUUCCUGUCAUGUAUCCUGCACUAGUUCCAGGGUUAAAUGCUAUGCAAAAUCGAGAAGAAGCGAAUCAUGGGCCUGGCAUUUAUGCAGUGCCUGUUCCUCAAUUUAUGGGACCAAUUGCUGGACUUCCUUCAAACACCCUAAUUCCCCUCACGCUCAACAUACCUACUAGACCGACUGCUGAGGCUGGGGCAACCAGUGAUCAAGCACAAGGGGGACAACAGCAACAGCAACUGCAGCAGCCUGCAGCUCAAAGGCAAAUUGUUGUUAGGAGAUUUCAAAUUGCAUUUCAGUUGGAUUUGUUUCUCAUACUUAAGCUGGCAGCCGUAAUCUUUUUGUUUAACCAAGAUGGAUCAAGACAAAGGCUUCUUGUCCUUGUGUUUUUUGCUUCACUUGUCUAUUUGUACCAAACUGGAGCUCUGACACCGUUAGUACAAUGGCUCUCACAAAGUAUGCAAAGGGCAGCUGCCCCUCCCCGUCCACCUAGGCCUGCUGUCAGGGCGGAAAAUGCGGCAACAAGGCAGAAUGAAGAUGUUGCUUUGGCAGAGGGACAACAUGCAGUUGAGAAUGAGAAUAGACCUGCAGAGGAUGGUAACCAAGCAGCUGAGAAUGAAAAUGUUGCUGAACCUGGCGGAGACAAUGGGGGCCACCACUGGUGGGGAAUUGUGAAGGAGAUUCAGAUGAUUGUCUUCGGCUUUAUCACCUCACUUCUCCCAGGCUUUCACCACAUAGAUUAGACCAUACUUUAGCUGGUAACAAAACCUCCCAAACCAGCAUAGAGGCGGGGAAUAGUUGUUUCUGUCGUUUUCUCCUGUUCUUUCCCUUUAUGAAAUAAUCUGAAGAGUUCUCCCCCCCUUCUCUUUAUUGACAACUUUGAUACAUAUUGUAUGUAUAUGUACAAUUAUGGCUCCACUAGAAUAGUUCGAUGAUUAUGGAUUUAGGAUUUCACACCUAAUGUAAAUUCCUGCUACGCCAAGUUACCAUGCUAAAUUUGAUUCCUGGGUUGUGAUAAGUAGAAUAGAAAAUUUCGGGUUGCUGUUACUUUUUA
Molecule: messenger RNA, 1232 nt
Organism: Populus euphratica (Euphrates poplar)
Lineage: Eukaryota; Viridiplantae; Streptophyta; Magnoliopsida; Malpighiales; Salicaceae
Exons: 5
Coding region: 43-921 (292 amino acids)
Source: RefSeq, a predicted model, not a curated record